AUGAGGAUCGUGAUGCUCUCGUACAGCGCUAAAACGCGUCAGCGAGAGCGCAAGGAGGCUGAAGAUGAGCAACUUGCGCUACAACAGAAAAAUGCUGGUCUUGAACGCGAGAUAAAAGGGCUGAGAGUCGAGAGAGAUGCCUUGUUCAAACAAAGUGCGCGGAUGGUGGCACAACGCUUGGAGGACGAACGACAGGCAAAUGAUGACCGUGAAGCCCACGAACAGGUGCUUCGAACUCUCGCACAACAUCAACAACAAAAAGAGACUCUCGAGAUUGCUAUUGCCAGUGCGAGCCAAACCCGAAUGGAGGCGCGUAAGGCGUUGGAUAAGGCUCAAAUGCACUGCCGCAGAUUGGAAGAGGAACUAGCGUCAGCUCAUGCUCAGGUGUUGCAUCUUCAGAAUGAGCGAGACACGCUGAAGGCUGCAUUGGACGCCACUGUCACUGGUGUGGCUGGUUUCGAGACACGACACCUACAGGCACAAGAUGAAGUGAUUGCUAGUCUACGUGCUGAUCUGGUGCAAAUGGAUUUCGAGCUAAAUACGCUUGCAGUAGACAAGGCCACCUUGGCAAAGCAAGUCGAGAAGCUCCAGCUGCAGCUAGCAACCUCCGAGUGCAAUAAUGAAUACGAAGUCGUCCCGCUGAGUCACAACAGCACCAGCGACACGAAGGCGAAGCGAAAAGGUCAGAAGAAGCGUACGACGAUCCGGCCUGUCAGGGCAACUAGGGAGGCCAUUGGCAGACGCGGGUCAGACCCGUUCAAUAACUUAAUGGAAUUGCCCAACGCCGUCGGCGAGCCGCAAAAGAGCGCGAAUGCCACCAUUUGGCUGUCGCCAGCGGCCUCAUAUCUCUCCUCGUCCAACGCCAGCCAGAGCGACCAAGACCACCGACGGCGUAGCUUUCGUGACCGAAUCGCACCGCCAAUCGGCUUGUCAUCGUUCAUGACUAAGACCGUUCAAUCAGCGAGGAAACAUCUGGCAUCACCCCUGCAUAAUGCAUUCGGAAGUCCUCAAGAAAAAUAG
Molecule: messenger RNA, 1020 nt
Organism: Phytophthora infestans T30-4
Lineage: Eukaryota; Oomycota; Peronosporomycetes; Peronosporales; Peronosporaceae
Exons: 2
Coding region: 1-1020 (339 amino acids)
Source: RefSeq, a predicted model, not a curated record